This is a messenger RNA of Aspergillus affinis, 1575 nucleotides long. RefSeq lists its product as uncharacterized. The transcript is spliced from 5 exons. Bases 1 to 1575 code for a protein of 524 amino acids. Lineage: Eukaryota; Fungi; Ascomycota; Eurotiomycetes; Eurotiales; Aspergillaceae. The record is from RefSeq and is a predicted model, not a curated record.
AUGAAGCUCCUCAGCUUCCUGCUUGUUUUCUUGGGCACUAUUCUUGCCUGUUCCGCCGCUGCUAUUGAUAUUAAUGACCUGAGCAAUCGCGCUGAGUCCUCUCAAGCCGCUAAAUGCAAAAAAACUAGGGACUGCGUCAUCUUCAAGGCCUGCAGAAACGGCCAGUGUGUAUGGCCGGGCAAUCAUCAACCUCGCGAUAAGCCUCGGCCUGAGCCUAAAGCUGAGCCUGAAUCCCCUCCUGAAUCCGGUCCUGAAGCUGCCGAGAACGAGCUGAAGGCUGAUAAGCUUGAUAUCAACCUGUUUUGUCAGAAAGAUGCUGAUUGUGGCAACGGUUUCUGUCUUGAACAUAAAUGUGUCGAUGCCGCGGUGAAUGACGAUGAAGAUGAAGAUUCGGAUGGCGAUUGUAAGAUGCAUAUCGAAGCUAGGACGCGGAAGCCCUGCAACAGUGACUCGGACUGUCCCAAGGAUAAGAGGUGCUCGUGGGGCGCUUGUAGAACCCCUAUUAAGAUUACUCAUUCCGCGCGUGACAAUGAAAAUCCGGAUGACGAUGAUGAGAUGCAUAUCCUACCUAUCGACCUCGACGCCGAGAACGAUUCUCAACUUCUCUCUAAACGUGAUGAUGGUGACAACAGUGACUAUGACAAUGACAGCGAUGACCCUGAAGCCCACCUUUUCACCCGAGCUCAAGGUUGCAAAACAUUCAAGGACUGCGAUGCCGGCUGGGGCUGCAAGAAGGGGCGAUGUCAGCGGUGGGACUGUGCCACCCGCCCUGGUACUUGCGAUUCUGGACGCUGCAAGAACGGCAAAUGCAUAAGAAGUUUGGAGGGUUUGACCAUUGAGACUGACGAUGACGAUGAAAAUGACGAGUCUGAUUCUGGCAUUUCCGAGCGCUCCGACAAAUACCCUGCCUAUUGCAAGUCUAACCAAGAUUGUCCUCCCAAAUACCGAUGCUACUCUGGAGGCGUCUGCAAGUACCGGGGCCCUCACCUCUCAGCCCGUGACGAUGAAGAUGACACUAUUGCCGAGCGCGAUCUUCUGGCUCUCAGGGGCAAAUACCCUGCCUAUUGCAAGUCUAACCAAGAUUGUCCUCCCAAAUACCGAUGCUACCCUGGAGGCGUCUGCAAGUACCGCCCCCCUCACCUCUCAAUCCGUGACGAUGAAGAUAACACCAUCCUUGAGCGCCAAAACCCCCGCAAGUGCGAGUCUAAGAAAGAUUGUUCUUCCAGAUACCGUUGCCACAACGGCACCUGCAAGUACGGUCUCAGCGCUUCCAAGCGAGAUGAAGAUACCGCUAUCCUUGAGCGCGAUCAUGAGGCUCUCAACGACCGCCAAUGCAACGCUAAGAAAGAUUGUCCUGUCAAAUUCCGAUGCGUCAAAGGCAAAUGCAAGUUCGGUACCGACGAACCUACACCUGGCGGCCGUUGCAAAGCCAACAAUGACUGCCCUCGCAAUCAGAAAUGUCUUGGUGGUGUAUGCAAGUCUCGCUCCAUUCCUAGCAAGCGUGACGAGUCUGGGAAUCUCGAGGAUGACGAAGACUACGACUCUCCAGAUGACGAGGGUGAUGUUGAAGAAUGA